Bacidia gigantensis is the source of this 1548-nucleotide messenger RNA. It is a transcript of the gene VMA2, whose product is annotated as Vacuolar ATP synthase subunit B. The transcript has 8 exons. Gene Ontology annotation, cellular component: proton-transporting V-type ATPase, V1 domain. Gene Ontology annotation, biological process: proton transmembrane transport; ATP metabolic process. The record is from RefSeq and is a predicted model, not a curated record. The coding region runs from base 1 to 1548 and encodes 515 amino acids. NCBI's taxonomy places the organism in Eukaryota, Fungi, Ascomycota, Lecanoromycetes, Lecanorales, Ramalinaceae. Gene Ontology annotation, molecular function: proton-transporting ATPase activity, rotational mechanism; ATP binding.
AUGGCGAAAGGCGACGUAAAGGAUCCUCGCAUGGCCUUGCAUCCUCGAAUUCGAUACAACACAGUUGGAGGCGUUAACGGACCACUAGUCAUUCUUGACAAUGUCAAAUUCCCAAGAUAUAAUGAAAUCGUGUCCUUGACAUUACCUGAUGGCACCGAAAGAUCUGGACAGGUCCUUGAGGCUCGAGGAAGUCGCGCCGUCGUCCAGGUUUUUGAAGGGACAUCAGGCAUCGAUGUCAAGAAGACAAAAGUCGAGUUCACUGGACACAAUCUCAAGAUCGGCGUUUCUGAAGAUAUGCUUGGCCGAGUGUUCAAUGGAUCGGGACAGGCUAUCGACAAAGGGCCAAAGGUCCUAGCAGAAGACUACCUAGAUAUCAAUGGUAGUCCCAUUAAUCCUUACUCUCGAGUGUAUCCGGAAGAGAUGAUUGCCACAGGCAUAUCAGCCAUAGACACAAUGAAUUCCAUUGCUCGCGGGCAAAAGAUUCCCAUAUUCUCAGCUGCUGGUCUACCGCACAACGAAAUCGCUGCUCAGAUAUGUCGACAAGCUGGUCUGGUCAAGCAACCGAACAAAGGAGUGCACGACGGUCAUGAGGAGAACUUUUCUAUUGUUUUUGCUGCUAUGGGUGUCAAUAUGGAGACAAGUCGAUUUUUUACACGAGACUUUGAGGAAAAUGGCAGCAUGGAGCGAGUCACACUCUUCCUGAAUCAGGCCAACGACCCAACGAUUGAACGUAUUAUUACACCACGCCUCGCACUUACCACGGCCGAAUACUUCGCCUAUCAACUAGAAAAGCAUGUCCUCGUCAUCCUGACUGAUCUUUCUUCAUACUGUGACGCUCUCCGAGAAGUUUCUGCUGCUCGAGAAGAAGUUCCAGGACGUCGAGGGUAUCCAGGUUACAUGUACACAGAUUUAUCAACGAUCUACGAGCGGGCUGGUCGUGUAGAGGGUCGAAACGGCUCGAUUACCCAAAUUCCAAUUUUGUCUAUGCCUAAUGAUGAUAUUACCCAUCCUAUCCCCGACUUGACUGGCUAUAUCACCGAAGGACAGAUAUUUGUCGACCGACAACUGCACAACAAAGGUAUAUACCCACCCAUCAACGUCUUGCCCUCACUCUCCCGCCUCAUGAAAUCCGCUAUUGGCGAAGGUCUUACCCGAAAAGACCAUGGCGAUGUCUCCAACCAACUCUAUGCUAAAUACGCUAUUGGGAAAGACGCAGCAAGCAUGAAAGCAGUCGUUGGCGAGGAAGCACUCUCAAGUGAGGACAAGCUUUCCUUGGAGUUUUUGGAGAAAUUCGAGAAGCAAUUCAUCUCUCAGAGCGCGUAUGAAAGUCGGACGAUAUUUGAAAGUAUAGAUCUCGCUUGGAGCUUGCUCAGAAUCUAUCCCAAAGAACUACUAAACCGGAUUCCAAAGAAGGUGCUAGAUGAGUUCUAUCAAAGAAGUGGAAAGGGGAAGAGGGGAAACAAGGAUACGAGAGAUGGCGAGGAUCGGGAGGACGGGAAACAGGCCAAUGGUGAAGCGCAAAAUGGGGGGAGCAGAACGAGGAUCUGA